AUGCUCGCACAAAUUCACCCUCCAACAGCAAGACGGCUUGUCAGAUUGCUUGGCUUCAGAGCUAAGCAUAGCCAAGAAGACGACAGUGUGGAACAUGAAGGUUUUGUUGAGAAAGAGGACGACACACUGGAAGCGGCGUAUCGAUUGUUGGAGCGGCGAUACCGAACGCUGAAGUACGUUGUCUCAACAAUCGCCAUAUUGAGCACCAUCGUAGUUCUGCUGCUGGCUGCCUUGCACGUACAGAGAUAUCCUUUACGCCAUGAGUCCAAUCAUUUUGUCCCGAAUUUGCCAUGGUCAACAACUAUCUUCGAACGAGACGACCUCUUCGCAAAUCCCUCCUCGCCAGAAUCAGACAACGCCUGGGGCUCAAUGAUGCCAGUAAGUCAAGUUACAAGAGCAACAUUCCUCGCCAUCACUAACACUAUUCAGCCCGGCGACGGCUUCAUCCUCAUCAAAGACCGCGAAAAGUAUGACCUCCCACCCGGCAAAUCCGAUCGCCACGGCGACGUCUACGACACAUCACUCUUCCACCAACUGCAUUGCCUACGCCACAUCCGCACCUUCCUCUACACGAUGAAAGCCGCGAUCGACAAGAAUGCUACAGCUACGGUGUGGGAUGCUGUGCUUGAGCCUCAGGAGGAUCAUGUCUCGCACUGCUUCGACUAUCUGAGACAAGGUCUGAUGUGUAAUGGAGAUUUGACGCUUGAGUGGCCGAGGACUGAGCCGGAUGGGAGGAGGUUCGCCGUGGAUGGGUGGGGUGUUGAGCAUCAGUGCAGAAGCUGGGAAUCCAUUGUGAGCUUUAUGAAGGAGAACUCUGUGAUGCCAUGGUCAUGA
Molecule: messenger RNA, 834 nt
Organism: Fulvia fulva
Lineage: Eukaryota; Fungi; Ascomycota; Dothideomycetes; Mycosphaerellales; Mycosphaerellaceae
Product: Oxidase ustYa
Exons: 3
Coding region: 1-834 (277 amino acids)
Biological process (GO): mycotoxin biosynthetic process
Source: RefSeq, a predicted model, not a curated record